This is a messenger RNA of Tetrahymena thermophila SB210, 1329 nucleotides long. RefSeq lists its product as hypothetical. The transcript is spliced from 2 exons. The record is from RefSeq and is a predicted model, not a curated record. Lineage: Eukaryota; Ciliophora; Oligohymenophorea; Hymenostomatida; Tetrahymenidae.
AUGUUUAUAAUCAUUAAAUUUAAGUUAAGGAGUUCCCACAAAAGACCUUACCUUUUAAUUUUAAGGAGAAUUUUUAUUUUUUGUCUAUAUUAAUUAUAAACAAUCAAAUUUAUCUAUCUUUCAAAUCAAAAAUAAUUGAUUAUUAACUUAGUAAGUAAUCCAAAUUUGUAUUUUUUAUAUUAAAAGGUUAUUAUUCAAUCAAUAAAUUCCUCCACAAACUAGCUUAUUGAACUGUAAAAAAGUUUGAAUUCAAAAAUAUUUCUUGGCUUAAAAAAUGUUUAAUUCAAGAUUUAUGGCUCUUAUAAUUUUUUUAGAAAAUUUAUUAAAAUAUUUUACAGUGAUAUUUACAUUUUGAUUGAUUUAAAAUAUAAAAAAUGUAAAGGGUUUUCUAUGGUAUUCUGUGAAUCAUUUAUUAUUACUUUUGUUUGUAAAAUUCUUACUAUAAGAAUGGUAAAUUAGAUACUCUUUAUUAUUAGAUAUUAACCAAAUUUUACUUUAUCACCACAAAUUUUAAAUAAUCGUCUUUCUUUAUAAAAUAGCAUCUAAUUCAAUAAAUUUAAAAUUGAUUAUAGAUAAAUUAUUAAUAAUUGCUAAGUGUCUUUAUCAAAAACUUAAUAAAAUAUCAAAAUAUUUGAUAAAAUAAAUAUAAUCAUUAAUAUAUACAUAAAUUAAUAUAGUUAACAAACUAUCAAUCAAAACAAGUUCUCAAUCUUAGCUUUAAUAGAUAAAAAUGUACUAUAAUAAUUAGCAAAACUAUGAUAAUUAAUAUUAGAAUAACUAAUACGUGCCUUAGCAAUAUGUAUAACAAGACUAGCAGAUAUAUAGCUAAAAUUAGGUAUAAUACGUAGUGACUCCGCAAUAUUAAUAUGUAGUAUACUAAAAUACGAAUUAAUGCUAACCUCCCAUAAUGUAGCAACAAUAAAUCAAUAAUUAUGCUUCUCCAAGCAUCAAUAAUACCUCAGAGUAGUCUAUAAAUUAAGAGCAAACAUAAUACAUAAACGAAAACCAAAUAGAGAUGCAAACAUAAGAUUUAUAUAGUGAUAAAGAUUCGUAUUAAAUAAGCUGUUUACUCAGAUUAUUUUAUAUUUUGAAAUUAAUUGUUGCCUUAUAUUUUGUUGCCUUAUUAAUCUUUAAUUCAGUAGGAAAAUUCAGUAACUAAUUUCAGCUUUUUGAAGUUCCUAGCUCUAAUCCUCCUAAUAAUUCUUUAAAUAAUACAAAUAUUAAUUAUGAAUAUUAUUUAGCAAAAAAUGAGCUUUACAUACAUGAUUGUGAUUCUCUAGAUAAUAGAUACUAUGGAGAAAUAAUGGAAAAUAAUAAGGAAGGUUUUUA